Messenger RNA from Pneumocystis jirovecii RU7, 453 nucleotides. Its product is annotated as 60S ribosomal protein L23. The transcript is spliced from 5 exons. Lineage: Eukaryota; Fungi; Ascomycota; Pneumocystomycetes; Pneumocystales; Pneumocystaceae. The record is from RefSeq and is a predicted model, not a curated record. Gene Ontology annotation, molecular function: structural constituent of ribosome; large ribosomal subunit rRNA binding. Gene Ontology annotation, biological process: translation. The coding region runs from base 1 to 453 and encodes 150 amino acids. Gene Ontology annotation, cellular component: ribosome; cytosolic large ribosomal subunit.
AUGUCGUCAAAAAGAGCACGCGGAUCAGCAGGAAAUAAGCUGAGAAUAACACUUGGUCUUCCAGUUGGUGCAAUCAUAAAUUGUGCAGACAAUUCAGGGGCAAAGAGUCUUUAUAUUAUCUCUGUUAAGGGGACAGGUGCACGCCUGAAUCGUCUCCCGGCAUCCAGUGUUGGAGACAUGGUGCUUGUUACAGUAAAAAAAGGCAAGCCUGAACUGCGUAAGAAAGUAAUGCCAGCGGUUAUUGUUCGCCAGAGGAAGCCAUGGAGAAGGCGUGAUGGCACUCAUCUUUAUUUUGAAGACAAUGCCGGUGUUAUUGUUAAUCCCAAGGGAGAGAUGAAGGGGAGUACUAUUACAGGCCCAGUUGGCAAAGAAUGUGCAGAUCUCUGGCCAAGAAUCGCAAGUAAUAGUAUGCGGAAUGGUGAUUUAGUAGGCAGUCUCUCAAUCAAGUUGUAA